AUGAAAUUGUUCAUUUUAAUAGUGUUGUUUAUUUUCUAUAAAUGUUUGAUCUGCUUUGCUUCAGAGGAUAAAAAUAUCCCGUUAAAAAUGUAUUCAGAAAAUACUGUACAUCCAAUACAACAUCAACAUGUGGAUAGUUUUGAAGAGGAUAAUUGCAAUUCUCUUUUACUUCAAAAGGACAAGCAUGGAAAAAAUUGUGACACAAACUUAAGAAUCUUUAAUAAGGAAAGUAAUGGGAUACAUUUUAGUACGUCGAUUAAAAUUUUUGAAGAAAUUCCCAUUCUGUCGGAAUUUGCAUUCGAACGCGAUGCAACAGAUAUCGGGGAGCAAGAAGAGCCGUCAGAUUUGCCGUUGGAGAUGCAGAAAAAAAAACAGCCAUCGGCAUCCAGAUACGAAAAUAUGACGACAACGUUAUCUGCCGUCGUUCCCUUUCUUGAAAUCCCCAGAGGAGAUGAUAUGCGCGUUCAGGAAUUAAGACUGGAUGAGGAGUACUUGGUAUUCGGAGCGUUCUCGGCGCUAAUGGGAUUUUUACAACCGACUGGAUUUCCGACAGAACUGCUCAGAGAUGUCUUCAGAAACCGUGUGCCGUUUUAUUUACUAACGUUUCAGGUUCUUAAAAUGGACAUAACGGUUGUUGUCUGGGUAAUAAUUUGGGCUAUAGUGUCAUUAUGUUUUCCGAUGGCCCUAGCGACUCAGCUGUGCUGUCCCGAUGGCGUGCAAAGAUUGAACGACGACUACUCGAUUGGACCGUUUCUAUCCACAGACAAAUGCACAGAAAAAUUUUUAGGAUAUUUGCUUCAUAUUCUUUUGGCCUUGUUGAUUCCAGCCAUCAUUCUCAUUUUAGCGAGCAACGAGCAAAUGUCAAGAUCGAUAUCGAGGGCUCCGCUCUCAGCGAAUAUCGUUUACGACGAUAUCAACGCUUUUCUCAGAAACACACACAUGCAAAUCUCUUUCGUCCUUUCCUCCUCGACGGACAUCGCCAUCGAGAGUAUUCGAAGAGACUUGGAAGCCGUAGAAGAUCUUCUGGGCCAACCUUUACAACAAGAACUCGGAACUGAAAUCGGAAUCGAUCUGGCCCUGAUAGAUUUAGAAGAGUUGAGAUUAUCAACAUCGCAAGUAACUUCGAUGGUUUCCGACCUUUUUACCGACUGUACAGCAGCCAAAAUCGCAGGAAUCGUCUUAGAGGAAAAACUGCAUGAAAUAUCGCGACAACUUACCGUGGUGAAGCAACAGUGUAACGUCAAGGACAGAGCUCUGUGUUAUACAUUGCAGUAUUCUGGAUUCGAGGUAUCUUCUUUCGAAAACCUAACGAACGAUCCAAAAAUGCGACAUUUGGAUACCCUGGCACGAGAAGAAAGUUUGAAUGGCAGUAUCGAAGCGGCUCGAGAAACUUUUGCGUCGAUUCCCGAUCAAGUCGCCUUGGAAACAACUUCCUUCAUAACAGAAGCAAGAACGAUUCUGGGUAGGAAGAGAACCGAAGUUUACAAAUCAACUCAUGCCUUGGACGUCUUGACAAGGUCCCUGUCAGAAACACUAAGGGUCAGCCAGGAAUCCAGUUUAGCGAUUAUACGCAAUGUGGUUAAUUUGGAUUUCUGGAGAUGGCUUUGUAUUCUAGCAACUGCUACCGCAAUAUCUCUAGUUUGGAGCGUUUUACUUUGUGGAGCUCCAUGUGGUUGUGGAAUUACAUCUAGAACUAUUACAUUACUGUUACUAGGUACGAUAUUGUCUUCGAUAUUAUGCAUGUUCGUAUGGGCAUUGGGAUCAUUAUUUGCAUUCGCCGGUGGUCACGCUCAGGCGUUCAUUUGCGACCCGCUUUUCGAUUCGCCGGAUUACUCCGUGCUCGGUGAACUUUUCGACUCGGGAGGUACGUUUUAUGAAGACGGCGUUUUCGAGCAAUUUACUCAAGGAAAUGAUACCAUCCGCUUAGCUAAUGUUUUAAAACAAUGUCAAAGAUAUUAUCCGGCGUACAAGACUUUUCACUUAAAUAAUACGAUAAAUAUUGACAGCAUUGCAAACCACAAGCAUUGGGAUGACUUGGCGAUAUUAUUUUCGAAUCUAACCAAAAGCGAAUACGUUCUGGAAAUAUUGAGUCCUUCUUUACAACUUGGACUACAGGGUCUAUCAAGUGCGACUUCUAUUAAUCUGACAUCCUACAGACUGGAAGCAUCGGCACCGAUUACCAAAAAAGAUCUGAAUUCGUUUGCUGACCAACUGAAUACUGUGGCACGUCAAGUCAACGACGCCGGUACUGCAAGAAAAAUCGAUAAUCUCGCGUUCACCGUGAGAAAAAUUAUUCAAAAUGACAUGAGGAAAAGCCAAGAAAUCAAAAAUGUGAUUACGUAUAAAAUAACGGCUUUGGAAGUUUUGCUGCCGCCUUUGAACAAUCGCGUCAAUCGAUCGUUGGAGAAUUUGAGGAGUGUUCAGUACUUUUUGGAUAAUCAUGGAUUUCAAAUAGCCCAAAAGGUGAGAAGUCGAUUUAUCGCCAGGCUGACUAGUUAUCUGGAGGAUCUUUUCAAUUAUGUCAGUAACAAGGUAUCCAAGGAAAUAGGAAAAUGUCGACCGCUAUGGGAAAUUUUUCAUUCGACUCGAUUUUACGUUUGCAAGCUAAUUGUGGAUCCGGUGAAUGCAAUAGCGUUUUCAAGCUUCCUAGUGAUUAUCCUGUUUAUAACAAUAUCACCAGUUGUUUUAAAAUUAGUGGAAUAUUAUAAACAGUACGACAAUGAAGUAUCAUCCCUUUCAUCAAGAAACGGACUACUAGACGCGGAAAGCGCCUGGGCUUCUCCGACGUCAGGAACUCCGCCAGAGAUACAAUUAGCGGAAAGCGUGCCACCUGUGUCUUACGAGAGGCCGACGACAUCUACGUGGACUAGUCCCACUCCACCGAGGCAACCUUCUCCACCACGCCGAAUUCCUCCACCUCCAAGGCCUCCACCAAUUACUCGAGUUCAUUCAAGGAUCCCAGAAAUUUCAACUACAAAAUCUCCUAAAAUUAAAAUAUCUGCUAUUUCUUCAAGGAUAUCAAAGGCUAGACAGUUAACACAGAAGACAAUAAUUGGUCCAAGGUCACCAAGAAGAGGUCAUCGAAACCAGGAGUCAUUGAGAGCUGUCGAUCCAAUUUGUUGGAAAACAGG
Psylliodes chrysocephalus is the source of this 3131-nucleotide messenger RNA. The record is from the annotation of a GenBank genome assembly. NCBI's taxonomy places the organism in Eukaryota, Metazoa, Arthropoda, Insecta, Coleoptera, Chrysomelidae.